Messenger RNA from Actinia tenebrosa (Australian red waratah sea anemone), 2716 nucleotides. RefSeq names its product QRFP-like peptide receptor. Gene Ontology annotation, biological process: G protein-coupled receptor signaling pathway. Gene Ontology annotation, molecular function: G protein-coupled receptor activity. Lineage: Eukaryota; Metazoa; Cnidaria; Anthozoa; Actiniaria; Actiniidae. The record is from RefSeq and is a predicted model, not a curated record. Gene Ontology annotation, cellular component: plasma membrane.
ACAUUUGUUCAACUCUUACGUCAUAAAUCGAAAGAUACCGAAGGUAAGAUCCUUGGCAACAGAAGAUUUUAGGAAGUACUAUAGAAAAGAUUUUCUUUGUACAGGAGGUCUCACAACCUUGGAAAAACUAGCGGUAUUCCACUGUAUUUAUCAGUGCAAUCCUUUACAUGAAUCCUUUGAGAUAAGACUGAACCGCCUUGAGGAAGUGAACUGCAGGUGCUCCAACAAAAAUACUGAGCCAAGAAAAGGAUUCAGAUAUCAAAUUUCCCCAAUUAAAAUACGUUGUCGUUCGCGUAGCCAUCAAGUCUAAUAUUCAUAUUAGGUAAUCUUACCUUAAUUGGAAGUUAAAAUAGUGUUUUUUCCCGCCAUUUAAGGCUUCAAAAUGUCAAAAAUAGGAAUCCAAACUUGCAGAUAUUAUAGCAAAGUAACACUUAAGUCCACCAUCUUGAAUUUAGCUUAGAAACCUGGCCUUAGACAAAGGAAGCCCAAAACAUGGAGUGAUGUAAAAUCUGUACAAACUGUAGCUACUCUAGCCAAAUUGAAUUUGUAUCAUAGCCAUAAAACAUAUUCAUUUUCCAUUUUCACAUAUUCACUGGGCUUAACAAUGUGAGGGUGGCUAACUAAAAACAGAUGAAAUUGGAACUUCGCUUGGUGUUAGGUUCAAUCGGAGCGGAGGAAAACCGGAAUUCGAAACCCGGGUAAAAAGCCGUCUUGAAUCGAGGGAGUGACGGUAUUUAGCCCUAUAGAUGUGAUCAAGCGCCCAUCAGACUGCAGACAAUAUCCUCAAUCCGUCCCAAGCACAAAUACUUAAGUUAUCAACCUUCACUUAUCUAGGCCUUAAUUGCCUUGAGCGUAAUUAGCGAUAUUCUGACAGCAACGUUCAAUUCUCAUUYAUGGUAAUCGAAAAUCUUGACUUUGGAAUUGAAUUUAGCAAAACAAGAAUUAUGUGUCAAUCGUCUAAUAUCAACAGUAUAAAAGCUAUGAAAUCUGCCUGAAUGUUCAGAAGAGCAAAUUACGGCUAAACGGAGAGUUAAACUUUUAGUUUCCAUGGCGCACGAGCAAAAUAUUUCAACAGGCAAGAUGAACAUCUCAACAGAGUUACAGAAUUUUGAGUCGUAUAUACCAGACAGUGAUGGGGUUAUAGUCGUUAAGGCURUUGCGUGUGGGAUUGUCACUUUGGUAGCGUUGGUUGGAAACUCGCUUGUCAUAGCCGCAAUUCUUCAAAGCAAGAAAAUGCGAACUGUAACUAAUUAUUUGAUCAUGAACGUGGCUAUAGUCGAUAUUCUGUACGUGGUUGUCGCUAUGCCAAUCUUUUACAUGAAUAUUUUCAACUAUUUUUGGUCCUCGGAAUCGAUAUUUUUUGAAUUCUUCUGCAAGGCUGUGAACUUCAGCCAGUACAUGUUACAAGCCGCAUCAGUCUUAACCCUCGCAGCCAUUGCUGCGGAUCGUUAUUUCGCGAUCAUGAUGCCCUUGAAGAGAAUUCUCACUAAAAAAGCAUUCCUAUUUCUCUUGGGUCUGGUAUGGUUCGCCUCUGCAAGCGUCGCGGCUCCUCUUCUCUACGCCUACAAAGUUGUCAAGUACGAUAACUACACGACUUGUGCCGAAGACUGGUCUCCAGCUUUCGACCCAAAUACCUCGAGCAAACUCUACACGAUAGUUUUAUUCAUUGUCGCCUAUUGUGUCCCUUUUCUUGCGAUGACUUUUGUCUAUUCUGUCAUAUCGAAAAAACUGUGGACCCGAAAGGCUAUCGGUGAAGGACCACUCAAUUUGAGUGCAAAGAAGAUUCUAGAAUCGAGAAAAAAAGUCGUCAAAAUGUUGGUAACUGUGGUGGUUGUGUUCGUCAUUUGUUGGCUACCAGUUCAGAUUAUUAGUCUAUGGGGAUACUUUAAUGAUAUUGUGUUUUUCUCGCAAUGGCUUGUCUUUGUGUGCAUGUUUGUAAUGCGCGCGCAUCCGGCUUUAAACCCCUGUAUCUACGCCAUCUUUAGCGAGAAUUUUAGGGAAGGGUUCAAGAUGGCGUUGAGGGGCUUCUGCUGCCGGAAAAAGAGAUUUCGAAAGAAAUUGUCCAAGAACAAUAUGAACACUAUAAGAAUGUCUAGCCGUUUUGAUAGGAACAAUGGAGAGUCGCUUUUGAAGGGAUAUCGGGAAAAGAAGGAUGCAAAUAAUGAUACCUCAGACGAGCAGGACAUAGAAAUGACUGCCAAAGUCUCAGUCAUAUGACAUGCAUAAAGAAACACCAAAAGAAAAAAGACGAAAAAGGCGUCGAGGAUGUGUAUAAUAGUAGCCUUCGUACGAGUGCAAAACUCAUAGCCGUACCGUACCAUAUUUUGACAACUGUAAAUUACGAGGUUUUGAUUGGACGAUUUUACGAAAACAAUUGGAAGCCAUUAAGUGCUAUAACAUAAUUACUGCAUGUAAGUUUUCCCCAAACAUACGACAUCACACCACUUAGAGUAAAGUACGUUCUUAUAACUGAAACUUCACGGCACGCCGCAGUGUCACGCUACGAAAUUGACAACAUUUUUUGAUUAGCCAAUCACAGCGCACGGGAUUUAUGCAAAUCCAAUUAAAUUGCUUGAACACGACACUGUCACGCUUUAUCUGAAGCGUAAGUUUUUCAUAGUCAUAAGAAAUUUGCUUUAAUCACACGCUAUGUAUAACCAAUGUAACAUAAUGGGAACAAAUUCUAAUGUGUGUGAUAAAUAUUUAUGAAAAGUUA